AUGCUCCGCUUACUGCUCUGCGUGACUGCGGUCGUCCAUUUUACCACCGGUGCUGAUCUGCCAGCGUGCCAAGGAGAGAACAAGUGCUUCUUGUGCACUGUGACGGGCCCCACUGUGAUUGAUAUCAACGGCCAAGUGAACUCUGCCAAGGACCGGUGUGGGUACACUCUGAUGAAGACAACAUCAAUCCCUGGUAUAAAAGUACACGUGACCUUCAAGGAACGACGCCGUGUAGAUGUUAGCUUUUUGGACAGUGUGAUCCUGCAACUGGAGGACGCAGGUGUCAAGAUUUAUCUGAAACAAGGCGGAAAGGUUAUGGUGGGCGAUGCGGAGAAGAAACUCAGCACCACGGCUGAGACGGUUAACGGUGUGGCACUCUCCAAAGAUACGACUGGAGUGAUGUCCAAGAUGUCCAAGGGGAACUACAUGAUGACCGUCUUCUUUGAUGGUUCCACUGCACAGAUACACAUUAAAGCACCAAAAGCAAGUCCUCCCACUGUGGAGGGUUUAUGUGGAAACUCCAUGAAGUUCAGUGAUGAGAAGGCGACUGACCACAGCCCCAAAGAGUGUGACAAGGAACACAAGGACGACUCUAAGACUGGGAUCGAAUGCGCCAAAAUGACUAAACGCUGUGAAAUCCUGAAGGAGGCGCCCUUCGACAAGUGCAAGAGUUACGUAGAUCCACAGCCGUACAUAACUGCCUGCACCAACACUUUAUGCAAAUAUCCUGGAGUGGACGGUUUCAAGUGUCAGUUUCUGGAGGCCUACGCCAGAGUCUGCAGCCUGUACAACGACGAUGUACUGAAAGGCUGGAGAGCAAACGUUGAAUGCUCUACUAACUUUCAGACCCUCUGUCUGGAUCGGUUCUGCACUGCUGAUGAGUUCUGCGGUGACAGCCUGACAGGUGGAACCCGCUGCCGUUGCCGGGCCAUAUUUGCCUCCACAUACGAUAAAACUUUAGGUGAGACAAAGUGUGAUGGGAGCGCUGUGUCGGUUUCUCUGGUUGGUUGUCUCCUUGAGGACAAAGGCAUCAAAUACUCUGACUUACACCUCUUUGACGAAACCUGCAAAGGUGAGAUGGACGCCAAGACCCACAUGGUGUCCAUGGACUUUGACACCAAAAGCAAACCCUGCGGGGCGAUGGUCAGGCUUGACGACGAAGGCAACAUGAUCAACAAGAAUGGCGUCUUAGUGAAGACCACCAGAGAGGAAGUGAUGGACCUUACUUGCCCCUUUGUUAUACCAAAUAUAGACAUCGAUUUCUCAUUAGACAUCGUAGUCACGAGUGGUGACAGCGGCAGCGGUGGGGCAGUUGAGUAUACAAUUGAAUCUGGACCUUGGAAGUACACUCUGAACAUGAAAGCCUUUUCGGAUGCUGCCCGUACGAAGCCUGUGACCUCGGACAGCACACUCAAACUGAACCAGAAGAUCUGGUUUGCAAUGGAGGCGGUUGGGCUGGAUAGUGGAUUGGUUUCGAUGGUGACGGACUCCUGCUACGCAACCAACGUCGCAUCAUCCGACGACAAACUGAAAUAUGAACUCAUCAAGGAUGGCUGUCCACACCCUCUUGACAAAACUGUGCAUGUGGAGGACAAUGGAAAGGGGACAACCAAUUACUUCUCCUUUAACAUGUUCCGGUUCUCUGGGAAAAGCAGAGACGUCUACCUGCACUGCAAGAUCAGCCUGUGUGUCAAAUCGAGCAACACCUGCGCUAAGGUCGUUUCCAUGGAGACUCGGACCGCACGACAAGCAGUAGAUCUCUGCAGUGAUUCCUGA
Messenger RNA from Scomber japonicus (chub mackerel), 1776 nucleotides. Its product is annotated as alpha-tectorin-like. The record is from RefSeq and is a predicted model, not a curated record. The coding region runs from base 1 to 1776 and encodes 591 amino acids. The transcript is spliced from 12 exons. Lineage: Eukaryota; Metazoa; Chordata; Actinopteri; Scombriformes; Scombridae.